CACAAAUUUACAAUGAAUGAACAUAAAGGGAAGAAUAGUUGACAAAGGUUGAAAUUUUUCGUUUCAGUGAGGAGUGAAAGAAUUCUCUUGCAUUCUUCUCCGACGCAUUCUCCAUCAUGUCUCCUUCCGCACUUGAGCUGUGCCCUUCUGUAAAGAAUAUCAUUCUUCUGGAUUCUGAUGGUAAACGUAUUGCGGUUAAGUAUUUCUCAGAUGAUUGGCCAACUAAUAGUGAAAAGGAAACUUUUGAGAAGUUAGUAUUCACCAAGACUCAGAAGACCAAUGCUCGCACAGAAGCGGAGGUAGCAAUAUUUGAAAAUAACAUUGUUGUUUACAAGUUUGUCCAAGACCUUCACUUCUUUGUUACUGGGAGUGACGAAGAAAAUGAGCUAAUUUUAUCCUCAGUUCUGCAAGCAUUUUUUGAUUCUGUUGGCAUCCUGCUCAGAGGCAAUGUGGACAAGAAGGCAGCACUUGAGAACUUGGAUGUCAUUCUGUUGUGCAUUGAUGAAAUUAUUGACGGCGGUAUUAUUCUUGAAACUGAUCCAAAUGUUAUAGCUGGGAAAGCUGCAAGUAAUAGUAUAGAUUCUGGAGCUCCUUUGUCUGAACAGACACUAGGUCAAGCACUUGCUUCAGCUAGGGAACAUCUUGCAAGAUCCUUUCUUAAAUGAGCCACAUGAAAUUCGGCAGAGAACACUUAUACUUUGGCGUUUCCUAGACCGCUUUUAAGAAUCUUACUUCAUAUUGCGGUCUCAAAUUUUAAUACUGAUGUUACUUGUGCUGUGAAAAUUAGUUUUGAUAUGGGAAUAAAGAGUUUUUUUGCACUUA
This is a messenger RNA of Vicia villosa (hairy vetch), 822 nucleotides long. RefSeq names its product coatomer subunit zeta-1-like. Gene Ontology annotation, biological process: intracellular protein transport; retrograde vesicle-mediated transport, Golgi to endoplasmic reticulum; intra-Golgi vesicle-mediated transport. The record is from RefSeq and is a predicted model, not a curated record. The transcript has 6 exons. Bases 117 to 665 code for a protein of 182 amino acids. Gene Ontology annotation, cellular component: COPI vesicle coat. NCBI's taxonomy places the organism in Eukaryota, Viridiplantae, Streptophyta, Magnoliopsida, Fabales, Fabaceae.